AUGGUGAAAAGCUGCGAGAAAAGAGAACAAAACAUUACGUUGGCCAUUGACAGAGACAAAGAGAGCCAGAACGCAUUGAAAUGGACUGUCGAUAACCUUCUUAGUCGAGGCCAGACACUUACUCUUCUUCAUGUCAAACUCAAACACCCCCCUUCUCUUCCUUAUUCCGGGUCUCACCCUAAUAGGUCAAGCGAUGACGGGACAGAAAUUUUUCUUCCAUUCCGUUGCUACUGUGCUAGAAAAGACGUCAACUGCAAAGAUGUGAUUGUGGAGGACUUUAGUGCGGCCCAAGGAAUACUUGACUAUGUGCAAGAGAAUGCAGUGGAGACUCUAGUACUCGGUGCAUCGAGGAUGACACUUUUAAGGUUCAAAGCAGCGGACGUUUCAAGCACAGUAAUGAAAAAGGCGGCGAGUUUCUGUACAGUAUAUGCAAUCUCUAAAGGAAAGAUCUCGUCCAUGAGAUCAGCUACAGCUUCACUCCGGAGUUCCACUAUGCGGCAGCAUGUACACGCUCAGACGAGCUAUCAAAAUGUUGAAAGGAGGCAACAAACAAUGCAAAGAACACAAGAAGAGAUCGAGAUCAAAAGAGGAUAUGAAGGAACAUACCAGCCUUCGAUUACAGACUCCGACAUAUCAUAUGUGAGUAGUGGAAGACCGAGCGUUGAUCUGAUGUUUCCUUCUUUUUAUGACAAUGUGGAUAAUCCACGGCUCUCCCUCAGCUCUGAUUUUGAAGAAAAUCGAAUUAGUUUUGCUACAUCAUGCUCGUCAGAUAAGCAGUCCAUAGAUCUUGGAUCAUCAUAUGCAGCAUUCUCUUCAAGCUCACUUGAAAGUGGGAGACAAUCAUGUUCACUAUCGAGCCAGGAUGAGAUUGAAGCGGAGAUGAGAAGGCUGAAAAUGGAGCUAAAGUAUACGAUGGAGAUGUAUAACAGUGCCUGCAAGGAAGCAAUCUCUGCAAAGAAGGCAGCUACUGAGUUACACAAGUGGAAAGCAGAUAAAGAACGGAAAUUAGAAGAGGUAAGACUUGCCAAGGAAGCAGCAAUGGAAAUGGCAGAAAGUGAGAAAGAAAAAAGCAGAGCAGCCAUGGAAGCUGCAGAGGCAGCUCAGAGAAUAGCAGAAGUUGAAGCUCAAAAGAGAAAGCACAUUGAAAACGCAGAGGAAAAGAAGAGGGAGAUGCAUUCUUUAGUGAAAACUAGUUUAAGGUACAGGAAAUACAUGAUUGAGGAGAUUGAAGACGCCACAGAAGAUUUCUCAACGAGUCGAAAGAUUGGAGAAGGAGGCUAUGGACCGGUUUACAGGGGAACACUAGAUUAUACUCAAGUCGCAAUAAAAGUUCUACGACCAGACGCGGCACAAGGAAGGUCUCAAUUCCAGAAAGAGGUUGAAGUACUAACCUGUAUGAGACAUCCAAACAUGGUUCUGCUACUUGGAGCAUGUCCGGAAUACGGAUGUUUAGUCUACGAAUACAUGGCAAAUGGUAGCUUAGAAGACUGCUUAUUCAGACGAGGAAACACUCCAAUCCUUUCUUGGCAGCUAAGAUUUCGCAUAGCAGCUGAAAUCGCAACCGGUCUUCAUUUCCUCCACCAGAUGAAACCGGAGCCUUUGGUGCACCGGGACCUUAAACCGGGAAACAUUUUACUUGACCAGCAUUUCGUCAGCAAGAUUUCCGAUGUGGGCUUGGCCAGGCUAGUCCCUCCAUCUGUUGCUGACACUGCAACCCAAUAUAGAAUGACGGCAACUGCUGGAACAUUCUGUAACAUAGAUCCAGAAUAUCAGCAGACCGGUAUGUUGGGGACUAAAUCAGACGUUUACUCGUUCGGGAUUAUGCUUUUACAAAUACUUACGGUUAAGCCACCAAUGGGUUUGACUCAUCACGUCGACAAAGCAAUCCAAAAUGGAACUUUCGCUGAGAUGUUAGACCCUGCUGUCCCUGACUGGCCAUUGGAAGAGGCUUUGGUUGCAGCGAAACUUGGUCUACGAUGUGCGGAGUUAAGACGCAAAGACAGACCUGACUUGGGGAAUGUUGUUUUACCUGAGCUUAACAGACUAAGAGCUCUAGCCGAAGAAAGGAUGCCACCCAUUAACUUUGGUGGAAGCCAACGACCUUCACCGAGUAGGAACCGGAAUAAUAGCCAUACCCAAAGUCCAGUGUCUACAACUUCACUGCAUGAGAAUAUAAGUGAUCCACAGCUACAAUAUGGAUCUGAUAAUUCAAGUUCUCACAAUAAUUCUACAUCUUGA
This is a messenger RNA of Eutrema salsugineum, 2238 nucleotides long. RefSeq names its product U-box domain-containing protein 52. The record is from RefSeq and is a predicted model, not a curated record. The transcript has 9 exons. Gene Ontology annotation, biological process: protein phosphorylation. NCBI's taxonomy places the organism in Eukaryota, Viridiplantae, Streptophyta, Magnoliopsida, Brassicales, Brassicaceae. Gene Ontology annotation, molecular function: ATP binding; protein kinase activity. Bases 1 to 2238 code for a protein of 745 amino acids.